CUGUCAAUGUCAAAAGAUGGAUGGGGUUGAUAUGUGACGUUUUCAAAUUAAAAUAAAAAUUUGCUUUUUCUGUCUUGGAAAAUUAACUAUUUUACUAGGCUUAAACUUAAUAAAAAAAUAAUCCUAAAAUGUCUCGUCAAACUUCAAGACUCGAUGCGAAGAAAGUGAAUUCUGAAUUAUUAACACUUACGUAUGGAGCAUUGGUAUCACAAAUGUUGAAAGAGAUAGAUAAUCCUGAGGAUGUCAACAAACAAUUGGAGCGCAUUGGUUACAAUAUGGGCGUUCGUCUUAUCGAGGAUUUUCUAGCCCGGACACCUUCUACACGAUGCCUCGAAAUGCGGGAGACUGCUGAUAAGAUACAACAGGCUUUCAGAUUAUAUUUAAACAUGCAGCCGGUUGUAACAAGUUGGAGCAGUGCUGGUGAUGAAUUUUCAUUAGUAUGGGACCAGUGCCCAUUAAGUGAGUGGGUUGAAAUGCCCAAUAAUGGGCUUAAGUAUUGCGCUUUGAUACCUGGAGCUAUCAGAGGUGCUUUACAGAUGGUGCAGCUAGAUGUGCAGUGCUGGUUUGUACAGGAUUUACUUAAAGGUGAUCCUAUCACUGAGCUGAGAGUGAAGUAUAUUAAGAGAUUAGAAGACGCUGUGCCAGCUGGUGAAGACUAAAUGAGUUAAAUAGUUUUGUCCCAUAUUUACGAUAUAAGUUAUGUUGUAUAAUUUGUCUCUUCUUGUAUUAUGUUCAUGUGUAGUACACAUAGCUUACCAUUGAGCUACAUUUGUGUAUUGAGAAAUAAAUCCUAUAAAUAAUA
Messenger RNA from Danaus plexippus (monarch butterfly), 802 nucleotides. It is a transcript of the gene Bet3, whose product is annotated as trafficking protein particle complex subunit 3. Gene Ontology annotation, cellular component: TRAPP complex; cis-Golgi network membrane; cytosol. The record is from RefSeq and is a predicted model, not a curated record. Gene Ontology annotation, biological process: intra-Golgi vesicle-mediated transport; endoplasmic reticulum to Golgi vesicle-mediated transport. The transcript has 4 exons. Lineage: Eukaryota; Metazoa; Arthropoda; Insecta; Lepidoptera; Nymphalidae. The coding region runs from base 129 to 659 and encodes 176 amino acids.